AUGAAACCCCACGCGUCUCUCAUUGGUACUUUGUCGUUUCUCGCGGCGACAGCCACGGCAAAAACAUGCAUCAAUGCCACGGUGCCCGUUACGAUAUCUGCUCGUCAAGCAGUAUUCGAUAUCGAGGUUCCAACAACCAAUCUCACUACUCCCGAUUUCUUCCUCAAUAUAACACAGCAGGGAAGAAACUUCACGGAUAUAGCUUUGUCAGGAUAUCAGACGACGACUGGGACUUAUAAUAUCAGUACUAUGUAUUGUAAACCCGAUGCGGAUAAUUCGAGUAAUCCAACAAUACAGGUCCUAACCCACGGUAUCGGCUUCGAUAAAACCUACUGGGACCUCCCUUACAACAACUUCAACUACUCCUACAUCGACAUAGCCACCACCAACUACUCCUACCACACUCUAUCAUUCGACCGUCUCGGUACCGGUGCUUCCUCGCACGGCGAACCCCUCAAUGAAAUUCAAUCCUACAUCGAAGUAGCCGCCACCGCGGCCCUCACAACCAUGCUUCGCAACGGUACAUUUCCAUCCGCAAUGAACACGUCCUAUAGCCGAAUCGUGCACAUUGGUCAUUCAUUCGGAAGCGCCCAAACAUACGCUUUAGCAAACAUGUAUCCCAAUAUCACCGACGGAAUCGUAUUGACUGGAUUCACGAUGAACAGUUCCUUCGUAUCCUUAUUCGCGGCGGGAGGAAACUUCCAACAAGCGCAGGAAAACCAACCGUCUCGAUUUUUUAAUUUUACUGCCAACAUAGGGACUACGGAUAUCUCAUUGUCGUCGCCCGAAGCCGUGCCAGCAGGGUACAUGGUUUCAUCCAACGCGGCCGCAAACAAAUAUCUAUUCCUCAAGCCCAACUAUUACGAUCCAUCGAUCCUCACCUAUGCCGAAAGCACAAAGCAGACGGUUACACAAGGAGAACUUCUUACAUUGGGAUCCUUACCUAUGACUAACAAUUAUGCGGGGCCGGUUAUGGUCAUAGAUGGGGAUGCGGAUUUACCUUAUUGUGGAUCGGAUUGUUUGGCUACCGGAGGGGUUGCGGAUUCUUUGGCUGCGAUGGUGAAGGAUUGUUUCCCGAAUGUUGGCGAGAGUGAUUUCGAGGCGUAUAUACAGCCCAAUACUGGACAUGGCAUUAAUUUGCAUUAUAAUGCGACGGGAGCAUAUGGAGUGUGGUUGGAUUGGUUGGGAGAAAAGGGAUUGGCGGGUUCGUAA
Messenger RNA from Botrytis byssoidea, 1212 nucleotides. RefSeq lists its product as uncharacterized. The transcript is spliced from 2 exons. The record is from RefSeq and is a predicted model, not a curated record. Lineage: Eukaryota; Fungi; Ascomycota; Leotiomycetes; Helotiales; Sclerotiniaceae. The coding region runs from base 1 to 1212 and encodes 403 amino acids.